Molecule: messenger RNA, 2053 nt
Organism: Mercenaria mercenaria
Lineage: Eukaryota; Metazoa; Mollusca; Bivalvia; Venerida; Veneridae
Exons: 6
Coding region: 116-2053 (645 amino acids)
Molecular function (GO): oxidoreductase activity
Source: RefSeq, a predicted model, not a curated record
CACAAAUUUGUGAUAACUGUGCACAGUGCUUGUGGUGGCUUCUCUCGGAUAAGUAAUUACUUUUCGAAAAAAUAAAAUGCAUCGGAAUACUUGAUAAAGUAUACGUGUACUUAUUAUGAUUCGGUUUCUCCUCAUCACAAUUGCUGCUUGUGUAGCACGUGCCAGUAUUGAGGAAAUCCCGCUUCCGUCAGACAUUCAAAAUUGCUUCGACAGACAAUACAAAAAAGGUAAUCUGACAGUACAUGUAGGCGAGAAGUUGAUCUGGCAUUGCGUGCACGGGUCACUAUGGACACGUGUUGGGACCAGCGAGAAACAAAUGCCAAAGGUUGCAAUGAAGUGGUUUGCCGAUCUCAUUCACAACAGCUAUAGGGAAGCACAGAAUAACCGUCGAAUCCGACGUCAGGCUAUUCGUCGCCGGCCUCCUCAAAGGCAGCUUAGAAUUCGCCGGGAGUAUCGGUUACUGAGCGAUAUUGAACGAAGAUUAUUCCACAGAGCGAUUAAUCUGUUGAAAGCUGACAGGACCAUACCACCGAACAGAUUUGAUGCCCUUGGUCGUUUGCACGAACUGUUAGGAGAAAGGGCUCAUGAUGGUCCAAACUUUCUCGGUUGGCACAGAUUGUUUCUAAUUCUGGCAGAGAACGCACUCAGAGAGAAGGUCCCAUCAGUAACCAUACCGUAUUGGGACUCGACUCUAGACCUGCAUAUGGUAGAUCAAAGGGCUUCUCUCAUCUGGACUCCAGAAUUCAUGGGAAAUGGUAACGGAAGGAUUCGAACGGGGGCUUUCGCUGGAUGGGUAACACCAUAUGGUCCGUUAAUGCGUAACUUUGGCGACGGUGGCACUAUGAUGAAUUGGACCAGUAUCCGUGAUACAUUUAGUAAAAGUCAUAUAGCUGAGAUAACUCAUCCACAAGCAGACCCAAAGGCCAAUAUUGAGGACCAUCACGGUGAACCUCAUCUCUGGGUGGGAGGGCAUAUGUCACCUCAAGCUCUUGCAGGAUAUGAUCCAAUUUUUCUCUUACUUCAUUCAUUCAUAGACCUAAUUUGGGAACUAUUUCGCAGAAUUCAGCGGAGACGUGGCAUUGAUCCGACGAUAGAUUAUCCAUUCAGCGAUACUGGCCCACCUGGGCAUGAAUACAAUGAUCCAUCUGGAUUUGGUAAUUUAUUAAACAGGCAUGCCCUCAGCGAUAUUUUCACAACGGAGAUGUAUACAUAUCAGCUGCCACCCACUUGUUCUAACGAGAUUCCAACGUGCGGCUCCCGGUAUAUAAGGUGUGACACGUCUGAUGCAAGACCAAAAUGUGUCGCUGUCUCAAUAUUUGACACCCCUGCAGACGAGGUAUUCAAUGUCAGCGACUUAACACCAUUAAGAAAGAAACGAAAUGUUCCGGCCAUUGACAGCCUGUUUAUUCACAAUGAUAAACAUGUAACUACGUACAUGCAGCAGUUAGAAAACGCUGUUGAUAUCAAAUGUCAAAAGGAAAAUAUAAACGACCAUUACGUCAACAACUUUAAUAUAGAUGGCGUAACCAAUACAAAUGCAUGGUCCUAUCUACCAUUGAAUGUAAUUGUAAAAAAGAACAAUAAGAAUCAAAGCAAUGGUAAUAAAUUGUCGGCUGCAGUAUAUCCAAAAUGCGAAAAAAAUAACCUUCCUUUAAGUGUUUAUGUUGAGUCAAAUGGUCUGAACUAUCGCGGUCUUUAUAAAGAAAUUGCACACGUGAAGAAUGAUGUUUCAGUUACGUCAUCAAUUGUGUAUAUUGCAAUUAGAACACCUGACGUAAAACCCUCGGAAUUACUACUUUCUGCAUACGAUUCGUGCGGAAGAAUAUGUAGAACAUUCUGCCAGAGUACUACUCUGGGUGCCUACAGACCAUGUCAAGGUGCGUUACGAGUGGACAAAAGGAGUCCCCAUUUAUUUGGAAGAGAUGCGAAUACGGUAUCAAAAACACACUGGAUACAAAGCGAAUAUGGUGUACCAAAAUUAGACGAUUCCAAAAUUUUUGUACAGGUUGUUUGUGACAGUGGUUUAGAAUGGCCGUGGCCAAAAGUUCACUAA